AUGGCAUCCCUGCUCUGCGGGCUUAUACUGUACCUGCAUGUGUCAGAUGGAUCUCGACUACUAGAAUACCCAGAGACGAAGAUUACGACUAACUAUUCUCCAGUACCGGCGACUCCAGAGGACAGUACCAAGACCAACGGCUUCCCGAAGACCAAGGACUGGUCCAUUCUCCAGAGCAACCUAGUCGACUACGGUCCCAACGAGCCCAGUCCCAGACUCCCUGGCUGCUCGGCCGGUCACCCGUACACGAAGACGUGGAAGAUGUCAGACUCGAUGAUGAUAGCGUACAGCGCAAUGCGCGGUUCCCUUAUGCGUACCAAUGAUCCUCUGCGGUAUUGGAUGGAGAUGAAGGCGUACGAAACUGGUAUACGGGCUCAUCAUAAUGAUGAUGCAGCCACUGGUUCGGGCGGCUACUCUGCAGAACAGCCGGUUUCCUCGUCGCCAGAGGGCAAGGAGAAGUCUAUCAAUCUUAGCGGCCUAGAAACCAGCCAGCCUCAGACGGCUGCCAAAGAACACCCUUCUCCAGCUAAAGGAAAUACAACGGUCCCGGGCCUUAGUGUCGAUGAGAGGCAGGAGAUGGAUAACUACGCCAAGAUGCUCAAAGAAGUCAACAUGGCUGCGAAGGAGUACGCUCCGGCCGAGAUGGAGAGGAAGUCAACCUAUGAAGUCCCCCGCCCAAGGUUCCUUCACAUCUCACCGAGAUUCGAGGGCUUUCAGUUUGAGGAUUACCUGCCUCCCCGUGCUGAGGUUCCCGAAUCCCCUUACAAGCAGCCCUUUGACCCGAACCGCGAUUUCGCGAAGGAGUACGACGUCUCGGAUGACGAGGGUGAUCCCGCGUCUGGGCGUAUCUCCCCUUGCACUUUCCGCCUCUUAGCCGAAGGUUGCGCUAAGCAAGACCCGAACGCGAAUCAGGUCUACAUGGCUCAUGAUAGGUUGACGCUGAUCAUCACCCAGACUCAACGUAUGCGCCCCUCGACACCCUUGGACGAUAGCUGGAAGCGGAUUACAGUCGACCGUCUCGCCGUCUCCUUUGAGCUUCAGAGAGACGUCAACGACGGUGGCUGGAUCACACCCUGCUAUUCUGUUGAGUCGGAACCCUCAAUCAUAUAUAACCCUCGCGGCGUUACUUUGAAGCACAAGAUGCGCAACUGGUGGUUUGGCCUUUUUGACCGCAUGGACCCCAUCGCCGCACGUCGCUUCCGCAAGAUCCAAUUCCGCGAGGUCAACGACCCCGUCGCGCCCCUCGAGACGGCCACCGAUCGCUCUGUCCCGUCCACAACCUCGAGCGAGCGCAACCAUGCCUACACCGACGCGGAGGUCCUCGAGGCUCUGCACGCCCCCGGCUCGCGCCGCGUCGCCGGCGUCGCCCCGCAGAACGCGCAGCUCAUCAUCUCGCAGCGCUGGCAGACGGUGACGCGCUGGAAGGCGCAGGACACGGAGCUGACCCGCGAGAACGACAGCAUGCGUCUCGCCAUCGAGCGCGCCAAGAUCGAGCUGCGCGAGAUCCGCCUGACGGUCGACCACCUGCUGCAGAAGAAGGCGGCCGAUGAGCUCGCGAUGCGUCAGCGGAAGCAUAAGCGUGUUCUGCGCCAAGUGUCGGCGCACUUGCAUGAGCUGCGGUACGAGAUCCAAAGCAAAUUUGACGCGCUCAAGUGCGCGCAGGCACAGAACCACAACAUGAAGACGGAGCUGGCCAUCUUGCAGUGCCAAAUAAAGGAAGAGUGCGCCAGGGCCGACAUGGCCAGCCCUGACGAGGUGCGGAGGGCCGUCUCGCAGCACUUCCGGGACAAGAUGGCUGCUAUGGAGCUUGCUGACUGCUUCUGA
This is a messenger RNA of Colletotrichum spaethianum, 1824 nucleotides long. RefSeq lists its product as uncharacterized. The coding region runs from base 1 to 1824 and encodes 607 amino acids. Lineage: Eukaryota; Fungi; Ascomycota; Sordariomycetes; Glomerellales; Glomerellaceae. The transcript has 6 exons. The record is from RefSeq and is a predicted model, not a curated record.